Messenger RNA from Emys orbicularis (European pond turtle), 1017 nucleotides. RefSeq names its product serine protease 27-like. The transcript has 6 exons. Bases 1 to 1017 code for a protein of 338 amino acids. Gene Ontology annotation, molecular function: serine-type endopeptidase activity. The record is from RefSeq and is a predicted model, not a curated record. Gene Ontology annotation, biological process: proteolysis. NCBI's taxonomy places the organism in Eukaryota, Metazoa, Chordata, Testudines, Emydidae.
AUGGAUCCAGCUGGGUUUGGCCAAGACAGGACCAGCCGAGGAUGGAUCAUGGGGCAUAUUUGCUCCCUCCUGGCCAUGGCACUGCUGACGAUGAGCCUGGUGCAGGGUGCUCCAGCAAGUCAGAAUCAGGCAGUCUCUGGCGAGCAGUUGGUCUCAGGGCGCAUCUUCAGUGGUCAAGAUGCCAAGGCUGGGGCCUGGCCCUGGCAGGUCAGCGUGCAGAGAAAUGGCUUCCACCUCUGCGGCGGUGCACUCAUCUCCGAGAGCUGGGUGGUGUCAGCCGCUCAUUGCUUCGAUCCGUCUGUAGCCAAUUCAUCGUAUCGGGUGCAGCUGGGGGAAAAUCGGAUUUUUGGUCAGAACCGCCUCCACGCGUUCUCAUUGGUGAAGCGGAUCAUCCUCCAUCCCAGUUAUGACGAAGUCACUUCUGAGGCCGACAUCACCCUGGUGGAGCUGAAGAAUCCGAUUGCAUUCACGGCCACCAUCAGCCCCGUGGGUCUCCUUGACGCUUCCGUCCGUGUGCCUGCUGGGGACACCUGCUGGGUGACUGGUUGGGGGAAGACUUCCCCACAAAUGAAUUCUUCCCUAGCGGAGACACUGCAGGAGCUGGAGGUGCUCACCGUAGACUCCACAAUCUGCAAUGAUCACUUCCGGGAAGCAUUACAAAAGCCUGAGGGCGACAACCCCAUCAAAGAUGACAUGAUAUGUGCCGGGUCAAAAGAAGGCUAUAAAGGCUUUGCUUGGGGUGAUGGCGGGGGACCCUUGGUGUGUAAGAAGGACAGGACCUGGUACCUUGCUGGGAUUGCAAGCUGGUUCCUGACUACGACAGUGAAUGGGGUAACCAGAGUUGUCCCCGGUUAUCCUGGGGUCUACAACCGCCUGAAUUCCCACAACGAUUGGAUCAAGGCGAACGUGCCUGGUGUGACUUUCAUUCCAAACAGUGCUACUCCAACUGGGGCCGAUCCCUCUGCCACCAUCCUCAGGGUCCUUCUCCUCACCGUGUUUCUGCAGCUGAUCCCGUGA